Molecule: messenger RNA, 1657 nt
Organism: Epinephelus fuscoguttatus (brown-marbled grouper)
Lineage: Eukaryota; Metazoa; Chordata; Actinopteri; Perciformes; Serranidae
Gene: c1qtnf9
Product: C1q and TNF related 9
Exons: 3
Coding region: 120-1139 (339 amino acids)
Molecular function (GO): protein binding
Source: RefSeq, a predicted model, not a curated record
UAUGUUUUCUCUGGUUGGUGCCAGUAGCGCAUGUGGUUAUGAGGCAAACUAUGCACUCAAUUUAAGGUCUUUUAGUCUAGAAGUUUUUGCAUUGUUGAUAGAUAGGUGCAUCAGGUAUAAUGUUGCGGAUGAGGUUUAGUGUCAUUCUCUUGCUCCUUCUAUUGGCAGUCAGGUGUGUUACACAGGAAGUAACCCCAAACAAAGACUGUGUUUGUGGACAUCCUGGUAUACCUGGGGACCCCGGACACAAUGGCACACCUGGCAGAGAUGGCCGAGAUGGACUCAGAGGUGAAAAAGGUGAUCAAGGUCAAGUUGGCCCCGUUGGAGCAGCUGGCAAUGAUGGCCACAAAGGAGACAAAGGGGAACCUGGCACAGUUGGUCCAGUGGGGCUCAAAGGAAAAAGGGGAGAAAAUGGCGAACGGGGGCCUCCUGGGAAAAUGGGGCCCCAAGGAGUCCAAGGGCCCAUUGGACUCAAAGGAAGUAAGGGAGAGCUUGGGCUGCCUGGACCCCAAGGACCUAAAGGGGAUUUGGGGCCUCUUGGACCACAGGGUCCCAAGGGAGAAGUUGGCCUUAGAGGUGACAGAGGCAUUCAGGGGCCACUGGGACCCCCUGGCAGGCCAGGGCCCAAGGGGGAAAUUGGUGUUCCAGGUCACAAAGGCAAUAUUGGUUAUCGUGGGGAGAGAGGGUCUCGAGGAGAGAAAGGUGACAAAGGUGAGAAGGGAGAAGAACUUGUUAUCUCUAAAAGCGCCUUCUCAGUGGGACUCACAGCACAAAGUAAACUCCCUACACCUAAUGCUCCGAUCCGGUUUGACAAGAUCAUUUACAAUGUGCAGAAUCACUACGAUCCACAGACAGGAAGAUUCACAUGCUCCGCAGCGGGAGCAUAUUUCUUCACCUACCACAUCACGGUCUUCUCCCGGAACGUGAAGGUUGCUCUGAUGAAGAAUGGUGCAAAGAUCAUUCACACCACGGAUAACUACCAGAGCAGCGAGGAUCAGGCAGCAGGGGGCGCUGUGCUGAACCUGGAUGUGGGAGACAAGGUGUGGCUGCAGGUGACUGGGGGAGAGCUGUACAAUGGGCUCUUUGCUGAUGAAGAUGAUGACACGACCUUCUCUGGGUUCUUAAUCUUUGGGGCUUAGAUGAGGCAAACUUUCUUUAUAAUUGAUGUUGAAUAUUUCUAAAGAAUAGAAAUGAGUCAUAAGAAAUCAGCCUGUCUCUAAACUUUGGUUGACUAUAUGAUGCUAUGUACAGUGUACCUAAGUACAUUUACUCACCUACUGUACUAAGAACAAAUUUGAGGUACUUGUACCUUAAUUAAGUAUUUCAAUUUUAUUCUACUUAAAUACUUAUACUCAAAUCAUACUUUUCACGCCACUGCAUUUAUUUGACUACUGAGGUGUCUCCUUCAAGCUCAUCUCCUCUACCAGAGGCCUUGGAGUCUGACGGUUCUGCACCUGAUGAAACUAUGGGCAAAACACGUUUGUAACAUCUCAAAUGAAGACUUAAGGAAGAAGCAAUUCAGCCAUCUUGUGAGUGGUGUAUUGGCUUAUUUGCUGGAGGACUGACACACACACACACACACACACACACACACACACACACACACACACACACAUACAUAUAUAUAUAUAUAUAUACACACACACCUAUAACACAA